Entrophospora candida is the source of this 1201-nucleotide messenger RNA. NCBI's taxonomy places the organism in Eukaryota, Fungi, Glomeromycota, Glomeromycetes, Entrophosporales, Entrophosporaceae. The record is from the annotation of a GenBank genome assembly.
UAUAAAUUCAACAUCACAGGAUAAUAAUAUAAAUCGACAAAUUUUUGUUGAAUCUCCACAACAGAUUCACACAGAUCUACAAUGGAUGAAUAAUAAUAAUAUAAAUCUACUAUCACAGGAUAAUAAUACAAAUACAGGAUUUUUAAAUAAUAGUAUAAAUUCAACAUCACAGGAUAAUAAUAUAAAUCGACAAAUUUUUGUUGAAUCUCCACAACAGACUCACAUAAAUCCACUACCACAGGAUAAUAAUACAAAUAUACCAUUAUUGGAUAAUAAUCAAAUAUCAUAUCCACCAUUGUUUUAUACGUAUUCAUCGAUUUAUAAUAUAGAUCUGAAUCAGUCGUACUCACUACAUCAUACAAAUUCAUCGAUUAAUAUACAUCCACAAUCAUUUGAUAAUAACCAAACAUCAUAUUUGCAACAACUUGAACCAAUUUCUCAAUUACCAAAUUACCCAGAUCUAGUUACAUAUCCUUCUAACGAACAACCGGUUUAUAUGACAUUACAGCCCGAAUAUGGAGUAUUGAAGAUGAAUGCACAUAGUAUUCCAACUAGCAUACAACCGAAAAAGGAUAAGCAACCUGACAUGAUUCGACGUCGACAAAAAAAAAAAGCAGAAACCAAAAAAGCAGAAACCAAAGAAGUAGAAACCAAAAAAGCAGAAACCAAAAAAGCAGAAACCAAAAAAGCAGAAACCAAAAAAGCAGAAACCAAAAAAGCAGAAACCAAGCGAAAACACACUACUAAUGCAUGUCAUACGUGUCGCAAAGCACGUCUAAGAUGUAAAAAAGAAAAAAACUCUACUUCUUGCAAUAGGUGUAUUGAAGAGAAUAAGCAAUGUACUUUUGAUAAAAAUCCGGGAAAACGAGGUCGCAGACCUGGUAGCAAAAAUAAACCUAAGGAAAAUGGAACAGAAAACUGUGAUAUCAUUUCUACUGAUAAUAUUGUCAACGUUACUAAACCAUGCCACCAUGGUAACAAUGAAGUAGUAGCUGAUAACCUUAAUUUAAAUGGUCUUUUUGAUACUUUGAAUGCAGAAACAGAGCAAACACAAGAUGAUGUUGACGUUGACACUCAUGUCAAUAAUAAUAUUAAUGCGCCUGUUUCUGAUGAUGGUAGUGGUGGUGACUUGCAAGGAGGUAAUCAUCAUUUGCAACAAUCACUGCUUAAAGGCCUGUACUUCACCAAACUCAAUCUAUGA